UACUGCCUUUUUACUAACAUGUUUUGCACAAUGGAACUGUGAUGCUGGAAACUUGAAUUUCCCUCGGGAUCAAUAAAGUUACUAUCUAUCUAUCUAUCUACCUAUCUAUUUAUCUAAUUGUAAAAUACACUAGGUUUUAAGUUGAUCAUACACUAAUUAAACACACUGGUGUAGUGAUUAACUAAUAAAAAAGAUAAAGCACUUCCAGCCUCAACAUAAUGAGAAACAAAAAUGAGCUAUUUAUGAGCCAUGUGAACCACCGUCGAAAGACCAGACAUUACUCACUAACAUCAGUGUUGCACUAAAAUUGGGCACACCAGGCUACCUAAAAGUGUCAAAUCCGCCUUUAAAAACUCUGUGUGUGUGCGUCAAAAAGUGAGUACACCAAUCCUUCACUGUAUUACGGGAUGACACGUGUAUAUGCACUUAAAAAAGCACACAAAGAGUCCUUGUAUGACCAGUGUGGUACCGCGACGUCAGUGUCUCCCUGCUGGCACUGAAGCUGAGCUGGUCGGGGCCAGGCAGCCAGCAGCAGCAGUGACGUCACUCCCUGUCGGCGGCAUCAGAGCAGCACGGACGUUCCAUUCCAUCCGCGCGCAGCAGAGCAGCGAGUCGUUCCAGAACUCUGCGAUAGGAGGAAGAAGACGUUGGUCAACGGCUCAACGGACGGCGACUUUUCCCGCUUCUAUAGCUCAGUGUCUAAGUAACACACCAGGACCACAAGGCUCGAGCGAACACAAGAUGGUGAUUACCAGCGUGGCAUCCCUCAGAAGGACAUUGCCGGCCAUGGACACGGAGAACAGAUGUUCGCAGUGAAGAGGAGUAGACCGGAGAGGAGGUAGUAACAGGUCCUGCGUGCCAACCAAGGUGGGCUUGGAGGUGUGGAGGAGAGCUGAAGAUCAUGGGCAAAUCAAACAGCAAGCUCAAGCCAGAGGUGGUGGAGGAAUUGACAAGGAAAACCUACUUUACAGAGAAAGAGGUGCAACAGUGGUACAAAGGUUUCAUUAAAGAUUGUCCAAGCGGACAGCUGGAUGCGGUGGGCUUUCAGAAGAUUUACAAGCAGUUCUUUCCUUUUGGAGAUCCCACAAAGUUCGCCUCCUUUGUCUUCAAUGUAUUUGAUGAAAAUAAGGAUGGACGCAUCGAGUUCUCUGAGUUCAUCCAGGCCUUGUCAGUGACUUCCCGGGGGACUCUCGAUGAGAAGUUGAGAUGGGCUUUUAAACUCUAUGACCUUGAUAAUGAUGGCUACAUCACCCGAGAUGAGAUGUUGAACAUCGUAGAUGCCAUAUACCAGAUGGUGGGGAACACUGUGGAGCUGCCAGAAGAAGAAAACACACCAGAAAAGCGAGUGGACCGUAUCUUUGCAAUGAUGGACAAGAAUGCAGAUGGGAAGCUGACUCUGCAGGAGUUUCAGGAGGGCUCAAAGGCAGACCCUUCUAUUGUUCAGGCAUUGUCUCUCUAUGAUGGACUUGUGUAGGAAUGUAAGAUGGAUCCAUCUCAGCAUCAGCACGCCAAUCCAGCACCAUCACACCUGCGACGGGAGGAAGAAGCCACAUUUAUCUUGCUUCACCCACCCAGAAGUGGACUGCAAACUUUUUUGUCACACGACCGUACCCGUGUCAAGUAGCUGUUCGUCUACAUUUCCAGUUCGGAUUGUAAACAAAUAUAUCCUCUGACGUGACGGAGAAGUCAAAACAUGUCAGCAAAAACCCUCAUUUAUCCGUGCUUCUGCAGCUAUGUGACACCGCGUACACCCUUGAGUUUGUUGUACGAGCAUUUCUGCAAACGCAGUGUUGUGGUUUCCCCAUGGACAGUCCGAGGAACUGAAUUCCCCCCCUGAAAUGUUUGUGUGUGUGUCUAUUUCACAUACUGUAAACCAGGGGAUGCCAGUGAACCGCUCAGUGGAACUGUGCUGCUGCUUCACCACCACACGGAGAGAGACUAUAAACCCGGGGGAAUCUGGAAAAAUGUGUUACUUGGUGAUAAAGAUGUGAACUCUAACUUGAAGUUACAAAGCAGUAAAGUGUACAUUGUAUAAUGUAAAUAGAAUGGUAAUUUAUUUUCUGCUUUGCUGCGUUUAUGGGAAUUUCCUCAUACGUAUGGAAUGAAGUUUUAUUUUUUAUCAAAAGGUGUUGAAAUGUAUUGCACUGUAUUUUUCAUUAUUGUGGGAUUGUUUUCUUUUCUCACAUUCUGAAGUUUCCUUUUCCUUAGAGGAGAGGGGUUUUAUUUGAAGAAGGAGUCGGGAGUUUUCUAUGGAUUAUUUUACUACGUUUGCAGUCUCUGCAUCCUAUUGUGUUUCUACUCCCCCCCACGUUAGCACUAACGUCUAGUGUCUGCACUGUUGCACAGCCGCAUCCUGAACGACACGACCGAGCAACACAGUUGAAUUCCUGCAGCUCGCAUCUGAACUGAGGCUCAUUUAUUCCUUUUGAGAGCAUCGUACUCCACCCCUCAGUCAGCUCUCACACAAAGCCCCGGUCAUUGAGAGGCACAAACAGACAUCAAUUCUGGUUGUAAAGCUUAUUUGCGAGCUCCUGUGGUUGCGAUUGUCCACUUUUGUAUUUGUCCUGUGUGAGGCCAGAGCAUGUGAUGAUGCCUUUUUUUCCAUUUUUUGAUUGUUUUAGAUACAGCGUUAAGAUGUUUUAUCAGCUUCACUGAUUUUAUGCCUUAUGCAAAUGAUAAUUUACUGAAUGAUAAAUGUCAUUUACCUGUUGAUUGACAGUAUAAGAGCACAGAAUAAAAUGCAUUUAAGUGGCU
Sebastes umbrosus (honeycomb rockfish) is the source of this 2754-nucleotide messenger RNA. RefSeq names its product neuronal calcium sensor 1b (gene ncs1b). Lineage: Eukaryota; Metazoa; Chordata; Actinopteri; Perciformes; Sebastidae. The transcript has 10 exons. Bases 902 to 1474 code for a protein of 190 amino acids. Gene Ontology annotation, molecular function: calcium sensitive guanylate cyclase activator activity; calcium ion binding. The record is from RefSeq and is a predicted model, not a curated record.